AUUAUAUUAUGAUUAAUUGUCAAUUCUGUAGGAAAAAGAUUGAUGAAGAAAAAUUGAUGUUACAUGAAAUGUAUUGCGAAAGAAAUUGUAUCAAAUGUGAUAGAUGUGGUUAUAUGUAUGAUUAAAACGAUCCAGAAUCACAUGAAGAGGAAUUUCAUUAAUUAUAAUAAUGUCCUCAUUGUAAAGAAUAAUUUUAAGGUUUUAUAUAUUGUUAUAUAACUUUUAGAUCUAAAAAAACAUAAUUGUUAAGAAUUACCUAUUUUAUGUUAAUAUUGUAAAUUAGAAAUUCCAAUCAAAUCAUUUUCAUUACAUGAAAUUUAAUGUGGAAGUAGAACUGAAGUUUGUGAUUCAUGCAAACAAUAUAUUAAAAUGAGUGAAUAUCUAAUCCAUUAAUCAAUUUGUCAAUAAAAAAAAUUUGAUAAAUUAGGAAGAGGAGAGAAACUUGAUGAUUUCCCAUCAAUAUAAGAAGUAUAGAAACCUUCUAAACCAUAAACUUAUGAUGAGGUUAUUAAAAAUAAAUAAGAAUAAUAGAAAUAAGCCAAUAAUAAAAUUUAAACAUCAUAACCUGCUGAAUUUAAGCCUGGAUAUGGAAAAAUUGAAAAUCCUUAUGACUUUUAACCUAAAUUGUAAGAUAACAAUUUUGAUUAGAAGUAAGAAUUCUAAACUGGUUUACAUAAAGCAAAUAAGAAUUAUGUCAAUAAUUAAAUGUAAAAAUACACUUCAGAAUCAAUAAAUAGUAAAGAUUAAGAAAAAUAAUUUGAAGAUCCGAAAUAUAGUCAACAACCUAAAUUAAAUUAAGGAUUAAGAUCCACUUAAGAUGUUUAUGAUUAUAAAUAGAGAUAAAUUCAAUAAUAAUUAAAUCAAGAUGAAAAAUAAUAUUAAUAAAAUAAUAACAUUAUCAAUCAAGAUAAUAAAUUAACAUAGUCAAAUAAUUAAAAAUAAUAUUCAAGAUUUACUAUUCCUUAAACUUAAAACCCAUUUGAUCCAAGAGUUAAACCAAUUCCCAAUUAAAAUAACGACAUCAAACCAUUACCUUAUCCUACUCGAGAUUAAUAAAUAUCACAAAAAAAUUAAUACAAUUAAUACUAUAAUAAUGAAAUUAAAAAUCCUCCUAAAUAUUAAACAUAAGAAAGAAUUAGUUAAGACAAAUAUGAAAGACCUUUAAACAAUCAAGAAAAAUAUUACAAUGAAAAAAGAAUUUAUGAAUAAACAACUAAUAAUUAUUUUUAAAAUUAAGAUGAUAGAUUAAAAAAAUAUCCUGAUGAAUAAGAAGUAAAUCAACAGCAAAGAACUUAAAUAAGUUAAAGAAAUUAUAAAUCAACAUACACUACUUAAGAAUCUCAAAAAUAACCUUAUGUUUCCAAUCUAUCAAAUAAUUAGAGUAUAUAAUAAGACAAUAGAAAGUUGUCUUCUUAAAAAAGUGGAGAAAAUACUCAAUUCUAAUAUGUUAGAAAUCCAAAAGCACAUUAGUAACCAACUUAUUCACAAUAAUAACCAUCACAAAAAUUAUCAGAAUAACAAUAAAAAUUUUAGGAAAAUUAAAACAAUUCUUAUUUAGAUAAGUAAACUAAAUCUUAUGAUUAACAUAUAAAAAAAUAAGAUGAUUAUUAAUAAGUAUAAAGAUAGUAAAAUAAUGACUAAAUUAAACAAAAUUCCUAUUAAUAAAGAUAAUAUGAUUAUCAAAAUUAUUAAUAAAGUAAAUUAAAUAAUAAUAGAGAUAAUCAAACUAAUAAUCAUAAGCCAGAGAAUAAUCCUAAUUUUAACGAUAGUGUAAUUGCCAAAAACUUAUCUGAAUAAUUUUUAGCUGAAGAUUUGCAAAUGACUUAAGAAUAAAUGUAAGAAUAAAAAGAACUUUAUAAAAUGAUGGAGGAAAAAGCAAAAUAACAAAAAGAAAUGAUAAAUUCUUAAAAAUAGAAUUAAUAAUAAGCAACUCGAUUGCCAAAUGUAGAAUUACCUAAUGAAUUUGAUUUUAUGACAGAAGAGGAGAUGUUAAUAUAGUAAUAGUUAUUAGAAAAAUUUGAGUAAUAAAAAAAAAGAAAAUGA
This is a messenger RNA of Paramecium sonneborni, 2043 nucleotides long. NCBI's taxonomy places the organism in Eukaryota, Ciliophora, Oligohymenophorea, Peniculida, Parameciidae. The record is from the annotation of a GenBank genome assembly.